AGGUGGAAGUGUUACAAACGGUGUCAUUCACAAAGUAACAAGAAUACAUUACAAUAGUGAUAAAGAAUGCAAUUAAUUUAAAAUAGUAUUUAGAUGAUUUUCCAGACAAUUUUACACACGGACCUUUUGAAGUUCACGUAAAACCAAUUCUGGGGCGUAGUUUCCGUUUCUUCUCUGAUUCAUCAGGAGAUCACACUUCUGAGAUUGUUUUAAAGUUAUAUGGUUUCAAAAAUGUCCUCUAAAAUGGUGGGCUCAAACAACCUGGCACAUGCUAGGAGGAUGGUACAGCAACUUAGAGUCGAGGCCAGUAUUGAGAGGAUAAAGGUAUCCAAGGCCUCUGCUGACCUCAUGCGUUACUGUGGAGAAAACGCCAAAUAUGACCCCCUGCUCAUGGGCAUUCCUGCCUCAGAAAACCCCUUCAAGGACAAAAAGCCCUGCAUUAUAUUGUAGUGUAACAAGCACUAAUCUUAUUUAAUUACUUCUACUCAACUUUGCCUUAAGUCCAACUCUAGCUCCUUAGUAUAACUUUGUGCCAUGUCUUAACUGUGUUUAGCUCUUACAGUAUUUAUUACUGUAAAUAAACUCCAAUCAGUACUAAUUAAUUGCCAUUUUGGUAAUGAUUAGCAUUGCAUCUCAUCUUUACCAGCAUCACUUGUCUACUGUUUGGUUGUUUGGGCCAAACUGAAGUCAUUCCGGGAAAUUAUCCUAUAAAUCAAGCUGUUUAGAAGUUUUAAAACAGUCUUAAGUUCCUUUUUCCACUGAAUGAUGCCUUAGUUACACUUUGUGCUUGAAAUAGGGACGUAGCACAUCACAUUAUGAUAUGCUUGCAAUUACAUUACCUGAUUAAAUCUCACUUAACAUUUUGUUUAGAUUU
Messenger RNA from Sinocyclocheilus anshuiensis, 874 nucleotides. RefSeq names its product guanine nucleotide-binding protein G(I)/G(S)/G(O) subunit gamma-12-like. The transcript has 3 exons. Gene Ontology annotation, cellular component: heterotrimeric G-protein complex. Lineage: Eukaryota; Metazoa; Chordata; Actinopteri; Cypriniformes; Cyprinidae. The coding region runs from base 220 to 450 and encodes 76 amino acids. The record is from RefSeq and is a predicted model, not a curated record. Gene Ontology annotation, molecular function: G-protein beta-subunit binding. Gene Ontology annotation, biological process: G protein-coupled receptor signaling pathway.